Hordeum vulgare subsp. vulgare (domesticated barley) is the source of this 1719-nucleotide messenger RNA. RefSeq names its product UDP-glycosyltransferase 83A1-like. Bases 102 to 1469 code for a protein of 455 amino acids. Gene Ontology annotation, molecular function: UDP-glycosyltransferase activity. The transcript has 2 exons. Lineage: Eukaryota; Viridiplantae; Streptophyta; Magnoliopsida; Poales; Poaceae. The record is from RefSeq and is a predicted model, not a curated record.
AUCGCCAGCUUGCCACACACAUACUCUGCCGCGUUUGCAUCUCCAGCGCUGCUGUCGUGCCGUGCGUGCGGACUGCGGAGGGACGGGAGAGAGGCUAAGCCAUGGCGAAGGGCCACGUGCUGGUGCUGCCCAUGCCGUGCCAGGGCCACGUCGUGCCGCUCAUGGAGCUCUCGCACCGCCUCGUCGACCACGGCUUCGAGGUCACCUUCGUCAACACCGACGUGGACCACGCGCUCGUGCUCGCCGCCAUGGCGCCCGACGCCGGCGCUGCGCUGCGCGGCAUCCACCUCGCCUCCAUCCCCGACGGGCUGGCCGGCGACGAGGACCGCAAGGACCUCAACAAGCUCAUCGACGCCUACUCGCGCCACAUGCCGGGUUACCUGGAGACGCUCGUCGUGGACAUGGAGGCUGCGGGGCGGCCCAGGGUGAACUGGCUCGUCGGCGACGUCAACAUGGGCUGGUCCUUCGAGGUCGCCAAGCGGCUCGGCAUCCGGGUCGCCUCCUUCUGGCCGGCCUCCGCGGCGUGCCUCGCCAUCAUGCUCAAGAUCCCCCAGCUGAUUCAGGACGGCGUGCUCAACGACAAGGGAUGGCCGGAGCGGGAAGAGACGCUGCAGCUGGCCCCGGGGAUGCCGCCGCUGCACACGUCGCUCAUGUCGUGGAACAACGCCGGCGCCCCCGAAGGGCAGCACAUCAUCUUCCAACUCGUGUGCCGGAACAACAAGUUGAACGACCUCGCCGAGAUGGUCGUCUGCAACUCGUUCCAGGAGGCGGAGGCCGGCGCGUUCAAGCUCUUCCCCAACAUCCUGCCCAUCGGCCCGCUCUUCGCCGACAGGGAGUUCCAGAAGCCCGUGGGCAACUUCCUGCCGGAGGACGCGAGGUGCCUGAAAUGGCUGGACGCGCGGCCCGACGGCUCCGUCGUCUACGUGGCCUUCGGCAGCAUGGCCAUCUUCGACCCGCGCCAGUUCCAGGAGCUGGCGGAGGGGCUGGAGCUCACCGGCCGGCCGUUCCUGUGGGUGGUGCGCCCGGACUUCACCCCCGGCCUGAGCAAGGCGUGGCUCGCCGAGUUCAGCCAGCGCGUCGCCGGCACGGGCAUGAUCGUCAGCUGGUGCUCCCAGCAGCAGGUCCUGGCGCACCGCGCGGUGGCGUGCUUCGUGUCGCACUGCGGGUGGAACUCGACCAUGGAGGCGGCGAGGAACGGCGUGCCGGUCCUGUGCUGGCCCUACUUCUGCGAGCAGUUCCUGGACCGGAGCUACGUCACCGACGUGUGGCGGACCGGCCUCGCCGUGUCCCCCGGCGAGGACGGCAUCGUGAGCAAGGAGGAGGUGAGGAGCAAGGUGGAGGGGGUCAUCGGCGACGCCGGGAUCAGGAAGAGGGCGUCCUGGCUCAAGGACACGGCGUCCCGGUGCAUCGGCGAGGGCGGCUCGUCGCAGAGGAAUUUCAAGAAGUUCAUCGACCUGCUGAGUCAGUGAGCCAGCGCCGUGCGCGCGUGGCGGGAGUGGUGGUCGACGCCUCGGGUCAGUCAAGUUAUUACAAGAAGAUUGCACGAUCUGUCGAACUUUUCUACUCCCUCCGUUCCAAAAUAACUGUCUUAUUUUGGGACGGAGGGAGUACAAGUUCAACGGCUACCAUGGCUUUGGGAAUGAUGUUUGGGAAUGGGAUGAUCCAUUUGCUCGUACUUAGUCCAUCAAAAUAUAAUAUUCAGUGGAAUGCUUGACAUGA